This is a messenger RNA of Antechinus flavipes (yellow-footed antechinus), 2512 nucleotides long. It is a transcript of the gene CACNG4, whose product is annotated as calcium voltage-gated channel auxiliary subunit gamma 4. The record is from RefSeq and is a predicted model, not a curated record. Gene Ontology annotation, biological process: neurotransmitter receptor transport, postsynaptic endosome to lysosome; postsynaptic neurotransmitter receptor diffusion trapping; calcium ion transmembrane transport. The coding region runs from base 923 to 1909 and encodes 328 amino acids. Gene Ontology annotation, molecular function: channel regulator activity; voltage-gated calcium channel activity. The transcript is spliced from 4 exons. Gene Ontology annotation, cellular component: AMPA glutamate receptor complex; postsynaptic density membrane; voltage-gated calcium channel complex. Lineage: Eukaryota; Metazoa; Chordata; Mammalia; Dasyuromorphia; Dasyuridae.
UGUCACAAGCAUAACAGGGGAGAGGGAAACAACAAGACUGACUGACAGUGACAUAGAUGAGGCACACCCCUCUUCACUGCCAGCCGCUCAGCUUAGAUGAGGACUGACUGUUUCACAGAAUACAUUUUCUCUCCUAGGCCCCCAGUGGAGCGUGGAGCGGCUGUCCAGCUCACUAGGAGGGAGGUGGCUGAUGGAAGGGGCUAGGAAAAGGUUUUCUUUUAGGUCCGCUAUCAGCUCCCACUGCCUCCCCUUUCUCUGUUUUAAUACAGUCAAUGAACCAGAAGAGUGAGUUUGAGGAGGGGGGAAAGAGAGGAGAAAAUCAACAAUAAUAAUAAAACAGAGGAAGGAGAUAAAUCGAGACCCGUAAGGGGGGAGGAGGAAAUAGAGGAAGACAGAGGGGAGAAGAAAACAGAAGCGGAGGGUAGGAAAGGAAAGAAGGAGGGGGAAACAGGGGAAUAUAGGGAAAGAAAAACGAGAGGAGGGGAGGGAAAAGAAGAGAAGAGGAGGGGAGAGAAGAGGAGGGGAGGGAAGAAAAGGAGAGGGGAGGAGCCCCCUGGCCGCCAGCAGUCAGCCAGCCCCGCACGCCCAAGCCUUAGACUCUGAGCAUCCGAGCAUCGGGAGUUUGAGCCCAAGCAGCGCUUGGGGGUUGAGCUGGGAGGGGGCGGUGCUGGUCCCCGGGAGAAGGAGAAGGGAAGGCAAAGCACGCGGAGCGGCGGAGUUGGUCAAGGGUCCGGAGAGUCGGUCCUGUUGGACUCGGCCUCGAGGAGGAGAGCUUGAUCUCUGCCCUUUUCCCCAGGGCACCUCUAUCGCACCCCCACCCUAAGCCUCAUUCAGUGUUCUUCCCCCGCACGACCUCCUAGCGCCAGGAGAGGGAGGUAGCGUCGCGGGGAGGGGGUUCGGGGCAGACUAUGAGGCGCCCACCAUGGUGCGAUGCGACCGCGGGCUUCAGAUGCUGCUGACCACGGCUGGAGCCUUCGCCGCCUUUUCCCUCAUGGCCAUCGCCAUCGGUACCGACUACUGGCUCUACUCCAGCGCGCACAUCUGCAACGGGACCAACCUGACCAUGGACGAAGGCGGCCCGCCCCGACAAGGAGCCCGAGGCGACCUCACGCACUCCGGCCUGUGGCGGGUCUGCUGCAUCGAAGGGAUCUAUAAAGGUCAUUGUUUCCGGAUCAACCACUUUCCAGAAGACAAUGAUUAUGACCAUGACAGCUCAGAAUAUCUUCUGCGUAUUGUCAGGGCUUCCAGCGUGUUCCCUAUCCUCAGCACUGUUUUUCUUUUGCUGGGAGGUCUCUGCAUUGGUGCCGGGAGAAUUUACAGCAGCAAGAACAACAUCAUCCUUAGUGCAGGCAUCCUAUUUGUUGCCGCAGGUCUGAGUAACAUCAUUGGAAUCAUUGUUUAUAUCUCCAGCAAUGCAGGCGACCCAAGUGACAAGAGAGAUGAAGACAAAAAAAACCAUUAUAACUAUGGUUGGUCUUUUUACUUUGGCGCUCUGUCUUUUAUUGUGGCUGAGACCAUAGGCGUCCUGGCUGUAAACAUUUACAUUGAGAAAAAUAAAGAGUUAAGAUUUAAGACCAAACGGGAGUUCCUUAAGACUUCUUCCUCUUCCCCUUAUGCCAGAAUGCCAAGUUACAGGUAUAGAAGGAGGAGGUCCAGGUCUAGUUCCCAGUCCACAGAGGCUUCUCCUUCCAGGGAUGUCUCCCCUGUCAGCAUGAAGAUCUCAAGUUCCAUCCCCAUGGGGGAGAUCUCCAUGUACACCCUGUCCAGGGAACCCCUGAAAGUGACCACGGCAGCAAGCUACAAUCCAGAGCAAGAGGCUGGCUUCCUCCAGGUUCACAACUUCCUACAAAAGGAGCUGAAGGAAGGAUUUCAUGUCAGCAUGAUUAAUCGGCGAACCACGCCUGUGUGAGGAGAGUGCAGGAUCUCCUUCCCCCUAAAAAAUAAUUUUCAUCUCCUUAUUACAAUGGAUCUUUUGAUCAAACAGGAAGAUUCUUAAAAGAACAAACAAACCAAAAGAGAAAAAAAGAAAAAAAAGAAAAAAGAAAAAACUCUACAUGAAACAAAAAAUUUUCCCUGAUCUCCAAAACACAUCAAGUGCUGGUUUUUACAAAUAAGGACCUGGGGAUAUUGGAAUAUGAACAGCAAUCAGAAGCUGAAGGCUGAUUUUAAGCAAGGAGGUUGUUCAAAUGCCUUAAGGUUUAGUCAGCCUCAGAAGAAGGCAAAAGUACUUACCUGAGCCUUCAGGGGUAACUCAGUCUUAUUGAUGCUGGAACACAAAAUUGAGCCAUUAUCUCCUUUUGAAAACAUAACUUUAUAGACGAAUGGGAUUUCCAUGGACCUAUAUUUAAUAGCACCCAGAACCACUGGGAAAGCCUCCACUUUACAUAAUGGAAGGCUAUUGCAGAAAUCACUUUUGCUCCUCAGAACAGUGUUUCACUUGCUUUCUGUGAUGGAGAAGAGGAAACCAAAGCUGUUCUCUCAGUCUCUUUCUCUCUCUCUCUCUGUCCCUCUC